Molecule: messenger RNA, 562 nt
Organism: Psylliodes chrysocephalus
Lineage: Eukaryota; Metazoa; Arthropoda; Insecta; Coleoptera; Chrysomelidae
Source: the annotation of a GenBank genome assembly
GCUCCUCGUCUAUUAAUCUGGUAUCUAAAAAAAUGUUACCAUAGUAAGUUUUCUGACAAUGUUUUUGACAUUGUAAUGUCAAAUUACUUCAAUCAUUUUAUUUGAGUUUUUGUGAUUUUAAAUAUAUAUUACAAAGAUGCCAGCAGAAUGGCAUCAUCCUAAUCAUGUGAAAGCAUAUUAUGAUGCGAUUACCUCAAAAUUAGAAGACACCUGUUGGAACCCGCCAAGACCCGAUUCGACCAAGAAAUUAACCUACUUUAACAAUGUUUCCGAGCAUACCCGAGCAAAAGAAUACGAUUUGUAUUUUGCUUAUACGAAAAAAUACCCGUUGUGGGACCAACGAAAGAAUAAAGAAAAUAGAUUGUUUGUUCCCGAUGUAAGAGAAAAUAUUUUUCAACAGGAAAUAAAUAAACCAUUCCCUGUUGUUACUUCCAUGACAUAUGGAAGACCCUGUAGACCAGCGUAUGAUGCGUCUGAUCCACUUUAUCGACGAGUAAACGCUAUGGGAAACUUUAUGAGAAGAAGAGGUGUGAUGAGAGUCAAAGAGAGAAUGGCAACUUAA